Trichoderma atroviride IMI 206040 is the source of this 2250-nucleotide messenger RNA. NCBI's taxonomy places the organism in Eukaryota, Fungi, Ascomycota, Sordariomycetes, Hypocreales, Hypocreaceae. The record is from RefSeq and is a predicted model, not a curated record.
AUGAAUUCCGCGCUCCCUCCGCCUCACGAAGGCUGCAGUCUUGUCGGCACUUACGUAUCUCCUGGGCGAUGCCUGGUUGGUGGCCCUGCAUUCAGCUUAGGAACUAAAGACACGCCCGUCCAUGUGUCUCGCAGCGGCUAUAUUCCGAGGCUACAAUGGAUUGCGACCAAAUAUGUGCUGCUUUGGGACGAGAGUGAGAAGCGUGGUUGGCUCGUCAACGGUACAAGUGCCUUGCUGCAUAUAGUAAGAGCAUCAUUGGCAUAUAAUAAUAAAGAUAAGUUUAAUUUUGCCUUCAUCUUCAGGGAGAGCAGCUUUCAGGAAUCGGCAAAGCCAUUCACGGCGGACUCGGCUAUUGAUAUGCUCAUUAACCCGCAAAACUUGGCGCUUAAGCUGUACCGCGAGAAGGACGGGUUUCUGCUGCUAGAGAGUAGAAUUGAAUAUUUCUAUAAUAUAAUGGAGAAGCUCAUCGAUCAUCAAGCAGACAUUGCCGGGGAGCGUGGCGUUAAUAUGGCCGAUAAACCACGACGAUACCUUGAAGGCUGGGAGUUCAACGAUCUUGCAAUGAGCCGCGAUCCGCUCUACCCACGAGUGGCUUCCAUAGAACCACGCGGGAAGAGCUGGGUUGAUUUCACAAGAGCUAUACAAGCAGUUACUCUCUUUGGGCGCGGGUUCGGCGAUAUAAUCAAGUCUUCUGGCGCUAAUAUAUGCGAGUACUGGGCUGAGAUGCCAAAACAAAAGUAUUACCUCGCAGCCUGCCUUUCCGAUAUGAGCCAACUGGUAAAAGAUAACCAUGUUCAUAAUGAAAAGCAGGCAAGAGUCAGCCAAGAGGUUAUAUGGCACACAUCGACGAGUCUGUUUGGAACGUGUCGGUGCAAAGGAAUACUUGGACAAGACCACAGUGACCCAGUGCAAUCACUACUUCCCUCGGCCAUGUCCAAGCUUUUGCUGCCUAGGAAGAUUGACAUUCCACUAGAAAGCCCUGGCGCCAUAAUCUUUGGACAUAAUUCGAGCUUUUCUUGGAUUUAUGAGGACAGUGGUCAUCCAAGCGAGGGAAAACUACCGCCGCCAAACGUGUCUGAUGUCGAUUCUCUUAAAGACAGCGGCAUUGAAGUUGAUAUAGACUCGCCAAGAAUAGGGGUUACUCAAUCAAGCGCCCCAAGGUCGUUUGGCUCUCCGGCCCCAAGACAAAUUGAAACCUCUUUGCUACAGGCUACCUCUUUACCGAGCAGCGAAACGCACUCUCAGGAAGAAUACACAGUUGGAAUACUUUGCGCAUUGCCCAAGGAGCUUCUAGCCGUGCGAGCCCUUUUCGAUAAAAAGCACGACAACCUCGAAAGUGUAUCCGGGGACAGCAAUCACUACGCGCUGGGGCAGAUGGGGAAACACAUGAUUGUUGCUUCUUGUCUCCCAGAAUACGGAACGACCUCGGCGGCCGAUUCAGCCUCAAACAUGAGGAGAAGCUUUCCAAACAUUAGGUUUUGCUUGCUGGUUGGAAUAGGGGGCGGCGCCCCAUCUGAAGACAACGAUGUUCGGCUUGGAGAUGUUGUUGUGAGCCUCCCGACGGCUGGUUAUCCGGGAGUGGUUCAGUACGAUCGCGGCAAAGAAAAAGAUAACAACGUAUUCGAGUUGACCGGGUCGCUUCCACCACCGCCCCGGUCCUUGAUGACUGCCAUAAGCUCUUUACGAUCGGAUCCGGAUCUGCCCUCCUAUCCUUUGCAGCCAUAUGUCGACGAAAUAAUAACUCGAGUCCCCGAGUCUAUGAGGUCGAGAUACAAACACCCCGGGCAAGAACACGACCAACUCUUCAAAGCUGCAUGUCCAAACUGCCAAACCCGAGAAGAAUGCGCCAACCAUGACGACCAUGUCACAAAGAGAAGUCAGCGGCCGACAGACAAUCCAGAAAUCCACUACGGCCUCAUCGCCUCCGGGAACCAUGUAAUUAAAAACUCCCAGACCCGCAACAAGUGGGCACAAGAUCACGGCGUUUUAUGCUUCGAGAUGGAAGCCGCCGGUAUAAUGAGUAUAUUCCCAUCCCUUGUCAUCCGAGGCAUCUGCGACUACGCAGACGCCUUCAAGAACAAACUGUGGCAGGAAUACGCCGCUGCCACGGCCGCUGCUUACGCGAAGCUGCUGUUGGGAGUUGUCGCCUCUCCUGAUAAGAGCCAUGAUGUGCUGGGCCCGGUUCGGCGGAGAGGCUCAGUAAGCGAGAGACAUGAUGAGCUGCACCAUAAACGACGGAGACUUGAUUGA